Messenger RNA from Ictalurus punctatus (channel catfish), 2560 nucleotides. Its product is annotated as arginyl-tRNA--protein transferase 1. Gene Ontology annotation, biological process: protein arginylation. NCBI's taxonomy places the organism in Eukaryota, Metazoa, Chordata, Actinopteri, Siluriformes, Ictaluridae. The record is from RefSeq and is a predicted model, not a curated record. Bases 73 to 1533 code for a protein of 486 amino acids. Gene Ontology annotation, molecular function: arginyl-tRNA--protein transferase activity. The transcript is spliced from 13 exons. Gene Ontology annotation, cellular component: cytoplasm.
ACUCCAAUCUGGCAACCCUGUACUGUAGCUCAUUGGCGUUAGCAGACGGAAGAGCGGUGAGAUUUGGCUGACAUGGCUGCUGGUGGCUCCUUCAGUAUAGUGGAGUAUUUCGGGGGUGACGAUGGCCAUCGUUGUGGUUACUGUAAAAACGCAAAGGGCAAUUUUUCCCAUGGUAUGUGGGCCCAUUCAAUGACCGUUCAGGACUACCAAGACCUCAUUGACAGGGGUUGGAGAAGAAGUGGCAAGUAUGUUUACAAGCCUGUCAUGAACAAGACCUGCUGUCCACAGUACACUAUCAGGUGCCAUGCCUUAAACUUUCAUCCUUCAAAGACGCACAAGAAGAUCUUGAAGAAGAUGACGAAGUUCCUGUCGAAAGGGGAGAAGCCAGCAGGCCAGUGUGAUGCUGGCUGUGAUGGUCUGUUUGACAUCCCUGGCUUCCUAAAGCCUCUCGCUUCAUCUCUUCAGCGGACAGUGGCUAUAGCUGUUGGAAUAUCCAAGACAUUUUUCUCAGGUGAGCGGAUGGACUCCAUGUUUGGAGAAGGAGGGGAAGUUCCUCCGGUAGAUCCUGGAAAAAUCCAGCACUCUCAAGUGGAGUGUCCCAUCAUCCCCAGCAGCCCUGAGAACGACAACGAUUCCAGACCAUCAACAUCAGAGACUUCAAGAGAGGAAACUGUGUCAUCAUCAGCAGGGAAGAGCCCACGCCUCAUGCCUAAACCAGGCGUGGGAGCGGAUCCAGGCAAACCUCCAUGUCGCAAAGCGAAGGAUAUCCGGAAAGAGCGACGACUACAAAAGGAGCAACAGAAGCAGCAAGAUGGCGGAUGCACUUUAACAAACCUGACGCCUGCUCCAGCAACCCCAUCAUCUGGGCAACCCAAACCGUUAGAAGAAUUUAUCACCGACUCGCUGCCUGAUGAGCCUCUUCAUCGUUUCGAGGUGAGGCUAGUGCCGAUCAGCUUUGAGGACCCUGACUUCUUGGCAUCGUAUGAUCAGUCAGUGGAGCUGUUUGCCCGUUACCAGAUGGCCGUUCAUGGCGACGAUCCAUUCGAAUGUGAUGAAAGCCAGUUUAAGAGGUUCCUGUGUGACUCACCACUAGAGGCGGAGACGUCUCCUGAUGGGCCUGAUAUGGGCUAUGGCUCCUUCCACCAGCAAUACUGGCUAGACGGACGUAUCGUAGCCGUGGGCGUCAUCGACAUCCUGCCCAACUGCGUCUCCUCGGUCUACCUCUACUACGACCCGGACUUCUCUUUCCUCUCACUGGGCUCCUACUCUGCUCUCAGGGAGAUUGCCUUCACAAGGCAAUUGCAGAAGCAGUCACCCAAGCUCUCCUACUACUACCUGGGUUUUUAUAUCCACUCAUGCCCCAAGAUGCGCUACAAGGGUCAGUACCAGCCUUCAGACCUUCUGUGCCCAGAGACGUACAUAUGGGUGCCCAUAGAGAAAUGCGUCCCCCGCCUUGACGCCUCAGUGUACGCUCGCCUCAACGAAGACACCCGAGCAGAGAAAGUCUUCCUUAUCAUUCCCUUUGACCUCUGACCUUGAGCCAUGCAGUGAACCUCCGGUGCCGCUGACUGAGAAAGCCUGCUGCCCCUCAGUAGGAGCUGUAAACGAGUAAAAAGAUGGAUGGAGCAGGGGAGAGGGGUGUUUAUAUGCGCAGCGGAUGUUUGGAUUGUUCAAAAGAGAGAGCCCCUGACACCCUUGACAGCUCUGCGCAGUGUUAUUGGCAUGCUUAAUUGUGGAGCUAAAAGCCGUCUGUCUGCCCUGUUUACUCUCACAGUUUGACAUCUCGUCAUUCUCAAGCGAUUUUUUUUUGUUCCCAUCAAUGACUUGUGCUCUUCAAGGCUUAUAGCCAUAGCCAUGUAUCACUGCGCCUUCUUUUUCUUUUCAUGUUUUUAUGAGCGUCAUGUACUCCAUGAGAAAUAUGCUGAAGCUCCGAGUUUCAGUCCUGAGCCAGAGAUGAUCCUUGGAUUGAUGUUAUGCAACUUGUUUAUUCCCAUAGGAUGUCUGAUCCCAUUUUCCCCUCUUCUUCUUCUUCUUCUUCUUCUUCUAAUUUCGAGACUAAUUUAAUAUACAUAAUCAUUGAGUGUGUACAUGGAAAAGUUUGAAUGUCGCCAGAGUGCCUUAUGAAGAUUCUUUAAACAAAUCAUGAAAGCCAAAAGAAAUUCUUUCCAGAGGAAUAAACGCUCAUUUCUGCCAAACGCGUUGAAAAAGAAGAGAGAGGGCCUCAAGUGUUUUCUGGGACCUUUCUUCUUCUUCUUUUAUUUUUUUAGCGUUUUGCGUGAGAAUAAUAAACCGCACGCUGUUUAGGUUCGAUGGGGAGAGUUUUGGGGUACAGUAUAAGCGUUCAGUAUGAGAGCUGACUAUCAGCUAGUGAGUGUCUCAGUUCCUACAUGUACAUCUCCACUUCCUCUUUUUCUCCCUCACAGUUUCGCCUGGUACUCAUUUAUCAUCAUUCUGUUCAAACACUGACACACACUCACACUGCCAACUCUCACUGACUGACUGUCUCCGGAAACUAGUUAUCCCCUCUCUCUCUCUCUCUCUCUCUCUCUCUCUCUCUCUC